Messenger RNA from Mobula hypostoma (lesser devil ray), 2786 nucleotides. RefSeq names its product glycoprotein-N-acetylgalactosamine 3-beta-galactosyltransferase 1-like. Gene Ontology annotation, molecular function: N-acetylgalactosaminide beta-1,3-galactosyltransferase activity. The coding region runs from base 92 to 1138 and encodes 348 amino acids. Lineage: Eukaryota; Metazoa; Chordata; Chondrichthyes; Myliobatiformes; Myliobatidae. The transcript has 4 exons. Gene Ontology annotation, cellular component: membrane. The record is from RefSeq and is a predicted model, not a curated record.
AUUUCAUUACAAAUUAAACAAUACCAUCGAGGUUCUCCCGGUUUUGCAAGAUUCCGAAGGCUCUCUGAAAAUUUAAGUAGUGCAGAAAACGAUGGCAGUUCCAAGAUCCAUGAGCUCCUUUAUCAAAUACAUCAUUGGAAUUGUCAUGGGAAUUUUCAUUUGCUCUUAUAUCAUUAACAUGGCCAAAUUACAUAUGCAAGGCAACACUCAAAGUAAUCACAAUCGUUACAGCUUCCAUUAUUACAGGUUCCGUGGAAAAGGAAUGAUGAAUUAUAGUUCAAAAAUAAGUCACUCAGUAGCAGAUGAUUUGUACAAGAAGGUGUGCAUUCUUUGUUGGGUGAUGACAUCGCCUGUCAACCUGGAAAUAAAAGCCAAGCAUGUCAAAGCAACCUGGGGCAAGCGUUGCAACACUUUGCUGUUCAUGAGCUCGGAGAGCAAUCCUGAUUUCCCUGCAAUCGGACUGGAAACCAAAGAGGGCAGAGAGCAGCUGUACUUGAAAACCAUUAAAGCCUUCCAUUAUGUGCACCAACACCAUAUCAAUGAGGCUGAUUGGUUUAUGAAGGCUGAUGAUGAUACCUAUGUCAUUGUCGAAAAUCUCAGAUUUCUUCUUUCAAAGUACAACCCCGAUGGGCCUGUGUACAUGGGCAGGCAUUUUAAGAUGUUUAACAAACAGGGCUACAUGAGUGGAGGAUCUGGUUAUGUUUUGAGCAGGGAAGCAUUGAAAAGAUAUGUGGCAGCCUUCAAAGAUGGCACCUGUCAUCAUACUUCCCAUAUUGAGGAUGUGGAACUGGGAAAAUGUAUGGAAAUACUUGGAAUUGCUCCUGGAGACUCCAGAGAUAACCACCUAAGAGAGUCUUUUUUGCCCCUUUCACUGGAGAAUCUUCUGAAGAAAGGUCAUUAUGGCAAAGACUUCUGGCUCUGGAAGUUCACCAAUUACACAGCUAAAGACGGGCCCGAAUGCUGUUCUGACUUGGCAAUUUCCUUUCACUACGUAAAGCCCAAGUUCAUGCACGUUCUGGAGUUUUAUAUUUACCAUCUGCGAGCUGUAGGUUACAAAUACAGAAAAAGUACUGAUUUUCCAGACCCAGCCAAGGUGUUAGAAGCGCCCAAAGAAGGGAAGAGCAAGUUGAGAAGAUAAAAUGAUGGCACACUGUCCAGGAAGCAUGUGUCAAUGCUAUUUCCAUCUUCACUGAACAUGUGUCCAGUUGAGGGAAUCACACCAUUUUUACAUAAACUUGUGACAUGUCUUUAAUAUAGUAAAGCAUUUCAAAGUGCUUCUUGGGACAUCUGUCAAAUAACACGUGACAUCAAAACACACGAGGAGAAAUGGGACCAAACACUUGGUUAAAGAAAAAGGGAAAGAAGAACAGCUUGAAGGAAAAGAGUGAGACGGACAAAUUUGGGAAGGAGAUGCCAGAGUUUGAAGCUUUGAAUUGAAUGCACACUUACCAAUAAUGGAGGAAUCCAAACUGAUAUUGCAUGAGGCAGAUGGGCUCAGUUUUGUAUCAAUAUGAGUCAUUUAGAUGGCUUCAUUUCAGAAGCCUUCUCUCAGACGAGAUAGCUAUCAGUAGGUGUCAAAACUCUGCCCGAUGAAACAUCUGAACAGUGGCAAAGGGUCAAAGUCCAUGGCUGUAAUGUUGCUGGUGCAAUCACUACCUUCCUCACUUUUGAAGAUCUUGGAGCUUGAACAGUGGAGGACGUCAGGCAAAUUCGGACUCAGGUUAAACAACAUCUGACUGCAUUACGAAAGUGCAGCAGAUUACUUGCUACUGAAUGUUUCAAUAUUUGUAACGAAUCUCUUGGACUUGAUCAGUAAUUGUAAGGAUCACUGAAAGGUGCUGAGUAGGGGAUACAGAACAGAUGUAUAUUUGUACGGAGACACUCAAUGAGUGAGCCCACGUAUUGGUCGGUAUUUGCAGGGGCCCCAAUCAGAAAGGCAUGAUAUUUGCAAGGUGUAAUUGAAAAUAAUAGGAUUUAAACUUGCAUUCUUACAUAUCUUCUUAUAGCAUAGAUGGAGGCCAUUUCACCCAUCAAGUCCAUGCCAGCUCUUGGAUAUUUCCCUUCAGUUCCAUCCCCGAUUAUCACUUGUGCCUAUCAGUUCCACUCUGAUUCUCCUGUCAUUUAACUGCCCAGCAUGGCUUUGGGAUAAGGGAAGAAAAUGGUGUACCCAUGGGUUUUUCACAGGGAGAACAUGCAGACUCCACACAAACAGUACCCAAGGCCAAAAUCAAACCUGGGUUGCUGGAACUGUGCAGCACCACUGUGCUGUCCUCAAAUGGUCAGUAUUUCCAAGGGGUACUGCCGAAUAUCAAAGAAUAAACAUAAGGCAUCUGUGCCCAUAGAAGGCUAUUUGGCCAAUUAAAAUGAAAUACCUAGCUGAAUUCUGCCUUUCAGUAGUAGACCCCACGCCCUGUACAGAUGCAAUUUUCGGCCUCUUCUAUACUUUCAGGCAAUAAAUUCGAAACCUCCGCUUUAUUUCAUUUUAAAAAUCUUUUUAUUGAUACAUAAUCUUCUACAGCUUUAAAAUGGUACAAGAUUUCAGCAAAUUGAUAUAUAUAUAUAUACACACAGUUAAUAAAGCUGAAGAAAAAAAAACUUAUCAAAAAAGAAUAGUAUACGAUAAUGAAAAAAAUAUUUUUAUAAAGAAAAGAAGGAAAAAGAGGACCCCAACUACUAAAAGAAAAAUCUCAGUAACUACAAGAGAAAGAAAAAGAAAAAAGAGGAACCAACUCCCAGAGCAAUACGUCUUACAAUCAUCUCCAUCUCUCCCUCUCCCCCUCCCUCUC